AUGAAUACCAUCAAGCAAUCUUUUCGCUCCCUCUCCAAACGGAUUGGCACCGUUUUAGAAAUUAAUGAUACGCCGCAGACUAUACUUCCCUUCCCAUCCCAAUACAGUCUUUCAUCGAAAUCUUGGCCCCCUCAUGAGCUUCUUGCACUAAUGCUCCUUCAGUUCCUUGCUCUGGUCUUCCUUUGGAAUUUCCUGGGAAGCGUUGGCGAUUAUUACGGGCGGCAAAGUUCUUUCCAUAAAAAUCGGCAUCACGGCAGACAAUGGCUUGACAACAUUUGCCGGCGGCUGGGAAUGUCUUGUCCUUCCGGCCGGGUAUCUAUUCAGCACCUUUUUAGGCGCAUUUAUGCUAUUUUGCUCUUUUUCCGAGUAUUUGAGCUUUAUCUUUGUCUCUGUUGGCGGGAUAUUUUCCUCUGGAUUUCUCCUCUUCUUUUCGGACGAUAUUCCGACUUUUCUUCUUUCCUUGCUUUCUCUUUCUGGCUUUAUACUGGCCUUGAAAUUUUACAAAGAAAAAUUGAUCGUAUUUUGGGUUUCUUUUGCAGGAAUGGCGUGCUGCUUUAUCGCAUCGAGCUCGAUCUUGUCUUCGCUUAUUAUUUAUCAGAAUCCAAUCACGGAUGGCUAUAG
Molecule: messenger RNA, 621 nt
Organism: Mitosporidium daphniae
Lineage: Eukaryota; Fungi; Microsporidia
Exons: 2
Coding region: 1-621 (206 amino acids)
Source: RefSeq, a predicted model, not a curated record